CGCUUUGAAGGAUGCUUGAUGGCGGCUGCCAUCUUCCGUCUCCAAUUUAGCCCGAGAGGACCGAAUAUCCACCAUCGCGUCGCGAUUGGCACCGGUAGCUAGUUUCCUGCAACCCUAAAACGGUAGAAGUCGGAUUACACAGUUCUGGUCAGUCAUCAAGUGAAUAUUCCACUUGCAUCGGACCUGAGCCUAGGUGCUUGUGAAGUGGGCUGUGUCAGAUUUGAAGACUGAUAUUGUGGAACACUAUACUACUCAACCAAGAUGCCCGCGGUAAAAGGAGAGGGAAUGAGGGGCUUAGCCGUUUUCAUUUCUGACAUUAGGAACUGUAAGUGACAGUAAAAAUUUUCAUCUUUCUAAGUUUCUCGAAGGUGUUUUCAUUUUUUUAGUCUGUGUCGCGUUUGACACGUGUGUCUUGAUCGGUUGAAAUCAACUAUGUGAUCGUUCUCAGCGUUUCGCUUCAUCGCGGCAUUCUGUCACACGCGGGAUUCAAACAUCCCUUAUUGUUUCAGGUAAAUCUAAAGAAGCUGAGAUGAAGCGGAUAAACAAGGAGCUUGCAAAUAUUAGAAAUAAAUUCAAAGGUAAGUUUGCGUAUUUACGAAACCGUACGUUCAAAUCGAACUUGGUAAGUUUUCGUUAUGAGCUAAUCUCAUCGGAAGAUGGAACGUGUUCGGUUUCCAUUUCAUACUUUUUUUUGUUUUUCUCAGGCGAUAAGCAGUUAGAUGGUUACCAAAAGAAGAAGUACGUUUGUAAGCUUCUGUUUAUAUUUCUUCUUGGCCACGAUAUCGAUUUUGGUCACAUGGAAGCCGUGAAUCUGCUAUCGUCUAACAAGUAUACGGAAAAACAAAUCGUAAGUAUUCCCAAGCUAUAUGGAAGCGCCCCUUAAUUAUUUUGAUUUACAUGAGUUAAAAAUGUUUGCUUUUUGAAGCUGCCAUACCAGACCAACUUAAACAUUUAACGCGGAUUUCAAACUGUGAAAGCACUCAGGGAGGAUAUUUUCGCUAGAUUAAACACCAAAUUUUGAUUCUACUAUGGGUUAAUCAAACCGCGAUCUUUUAAUAUUGAUGAACAACCGAAAGUUCCCAUUUUCAAGAACAAAAAGUACAUCGAAACUUUUUAUAUUUGGUCAGGUACUGCCGGUAUUUAAAGCGUCUGCUCGACGGUUGAGGUGAAAAAUCAAUCAACAGCGACAAAGCUAAUUUUACCUUCGAUUCACCUAUUUCAUGCAUUUUUAACGGUUUCCCGUAGAUACUUAAAUUUUAACACCACUCAAAUUUUGUUCCCGCAGAUAAUCUUAUCACAGGGUUAUUUUCUGUGUAUUUUUGUUAAAGUUGAAUUUAUAGAUACCUUAAUUAUAAGAUAUAAUUUUGAUUAUACCGUGUUCACGAGUUUUUAAAGGUACAUGUAUUUACAUGUUCCAUGCUCUUGCACUUUCUUUGUAAAUGAAAUGCAACUGGCCCUAGAAAAUAACUUUUUGUGCCUUUCAAGUAGAUCUUUCAUUUAUUGUUAGGGAGUGUCAAUAUUUUUUAAUACUUUUAUUGCAAGUCAAGAGUUCAGAAGAGUUUCAACAUCACCCAACUUGUAACUUAAGAGCAAUAGCCUGGAAUUUUCCAAACAGGGUAUUAGUCUUCCAUGUCGUGUGUUGCCGUAAUGGAUUUCCUCCAAAGAUUUCUCAUUCUGCUUUAAAUCUCCCAAGUAAGGCUAGGGUAGUUUGAAUUCUCUAGAUUUUGUGUAUCUUAAAGUGUUGCAAUUUAAGGUGCUUUUAAAAAAUAACAAUGAAAAAGUCAUAGCUUUAAGCACUAGGAGCCAUUUGCAGCAGGAUGACAAACUGUUUUUGUGUCAUCUUGACAAACAUUUCCUCAAAUGUGACUACUCAAAAUGCUAAUCUUGAGAGAAACUUAUUAAAUUCUUUUCAGUUUGAUUUUUGUCAUCCCAGAGUAAAGGUAGUGUUGCUAGUAUUCAGAAAGCGGUAUUUAAAUUAAGCAAGGAAAUUUUGCCACUAUGACUUCAGAGAUGUCAAUUGUACCUUUGAUACAGAAAUAAAAUUGUUGUAUUGAUUGGUUGCAUCCCAAGCUAAAAGGCAAAAUUAAACAUUAUCUAUGCUCAAUGCCCACAUGCAACCUAAUCAUAAAAAUCAAGUAAGCUUCUGUCACAAAAUCAUAAAUUUUGUUGAUCCUUGGAGAUGAAAGGUUGUGCCCAGAGUUGACUGCCAUGGCAUUUGGUGAGCUUUCACACAAUUUAGUAAAGGAAGGAAAACACUGAGGUACUGAAGAAAAUUUAACUUGCUCUUUUUUUUUAACUUUUUGGUGUUGAUUAUUUUAAAGUUAGAUAUGGAUUUGACAUCAUAAAAACAUAUAAUGUAAAGUAUACUCAGUCUCAAACACCCUUGUUAAACAAGAAAAAAUUAUAGAGAAGUCUAUUUCAAUAUUUUUCACAAUAUGAAGUGACUAUGGUAUUAAAUGUAUUUUGAUUAAAUUAAUCACUGAACCUUUCAAAUUUUUAGGUAUGGUGUUGUGGUUAGAACUGUGCAAUGUUUUGCAGUUGACGAAGCCAACUGGCAUCUGCCCUACACACCUGUUCUCAUUUAAAACAAUUCACAAAUUUUGACAUUGUUAUCAGACAAAUUUAAAUAUUUGAUCAGAUACUUUGUCCCUUAAAAAAGCAUUCAAGAGAAAUUUGUAUCCAUUGUAUUAAAUUGUGCCCACAUGUAAUCUGAUUAUCUUCUUUUCACUAUGACAAGCUAAUGGAAUAGCUGUAAUAAGCAAUAAAAGCAGUUACAUUAAAAUUUAUCACCCAUGAGGAAUAGCUGAGUGACAGCUUAAUAGGGGGUUACUUCCCAAUGCAAAUUCCAUGGAAUUAUUCAUAAUUUUGUUUUAGUGGUUUUAUUUUAACUCUUUACACCCUAACAUCAGUAUCCAUGUUCUCCAUUCUCUUCUCUAUACAUUUCCUUGAGUACUGACAUGGAGAAUUUGUAUAACAAUCAAUGCUUCUUUGGAUAGUGAUUAUUCUCUUUAUUCUCAUGAUCUUAAUGAAAGAUUCAACCAUAUAUCUGUACGGAGAAAUUAGAUGUUGGUCACUUUCAGGGUUUCAAAGGUUAAGGUACUGUUAAAUACAGGUCAAGAUGAUUGAGAGAAGAGCAGUUGAAACUUUAUAAAGAUGGCUGUAACUGCUAAGUAGAGGUCAAAAUUACUAUGAUUAAUAAUGGUAAUUGAACUAAUUGAGGGGAGUGCAAUUUGGGCUGAAAUCAUACGCAUGAUUUCCAAAUCGAAUGAGCGUGCAGCGUGAGUUCAAUUUGAAAUCACAAGUAUGAUUUCAGACCAAAAUUACACGACACGGGGUUCAAUUACCACUUUAUUACAUCCAUUUUGAAAUCACCCAAAUACAGGACUUGGUCAUUUCAAACAUUUUAUUGAUGCAGUACUGAGCAGGACUGAAAUUAAAUUCAUCCAUUUUUUUUUUUUUUUGGGGGAAGUAAGAGUUUUGGAAACAAAAUUUGCCACAUGAUACUCUGUCUUUCAUUUUUCUGCAAUUUGAUCAGUUACUUUAAACAAGCCUUGAAAUCUGAUCGGUCGUUUCAUUUUUAGUGUAGCCUCCUCAUUGCCUGGGAAAAAGAUGCGAUUUAAAGCAAAAAUUGGUGCGAUUCAUGAAUAAAUCACACCAAUUAGAGAUAAUCAGAUUACAAGGACCACCAGUGAUUUCAAAAUGGGUGUAAUAAAGGGAGAAACUGGGCUCUUUGACAAAUAACCAUUUAUUAGAGGUUUGAUAUUACUGCUAAAUAAUGUACUGGCUAAUACAAGUCUAACUGUAACUACUAUGGGCUAGAUUUUCUGUCUCCUUCAACCUGUUUCCUGAAUGAUUGAAAUUUGAAUAGUAUUGCUUAAUACUCGUGUAUUUUUUCUUUUAUAUUCAGGGGUACCUUUUUAUCUCAGUCCUUGUGAGUGCAAACAGUGAACUCAUCAAGCUGAUUAUCCAAAGCAUCAAGAAUGACUUGUCCAGUCGCAAUCCCAUCAAUGUCUGUCUUGCUCUACAAUGCAUUGCAAACAUUGGCAAUGAGGAGAUGGUAGAGGCAGUCGGGAAAGAAGUCCCCAAGUUAUUAGUCUCCCCCGACACUAAUGACAGUGUGAAGCAGUGCUCUGCACUCUGUGUUCUGAAACUCUUCAGGCUUAAAACAGAUAUCUUGCCUCCUGGAGAGUGGACAUCAAGAAUAGUUCAACUGUUAAAUGAUAAGCAUCUGGUGAGUGAAUGGUUGUUUAGCCUUUAAAAUUGAAGAAAUCCAUUUUCUUGCUUUCUAGAGAAAAUGACUUAAUCCUUUCACUCGUAAGAUCUGAUUGUUAAUUCUCCCCUUUAGCUACUAAAUAUUUCCUUGUAAAUUAAUUAUAAGAAUGUGGUGUUAGAUCAAGAUAACAACUUCUACUCGAUAAGUUUGAUUAUACUCAUUACCUGUUUGCUGGAUAAUAUAUGGAUAUUUUAGAGAGAAGUUACAUGUUAAUCACUUCUGAAAGUUAAAGGAAUAAAGAGUGUGUUUGCCCCAGGAGACAAAAUUGCUUCCCCAUUGAGAUAGCUGCUUUUUAUGUUCAGACUUUGUUCAAUAUUCACUGGCUAAAUGUGUAUGAUUUACAUUCUCAUGAGAAUGUGAGGGUUUUAUAUCAGUUCAGUUAGUAAGUGAUGGUCUGAUUCAAAGUGAACUUAAACCCACUUACCAGUAAUUACAGUCUUUUAAAAGUACUAUUAUGUACUGUUAUUUUCAGUACAAUAAGUGCACUGUACAUUUACGAGCAAACAAGCAAUGAGAGAUAACAAAAUAUCUCUGAGGGAAUUUUGUCCAGUUGAAACACCAGAUUUCUAAGAAUAAUUCAUCUAGGAAAAUGUAAUCAUCAUUUAGGAGGAUUGGAUUUUGAUUCUUGAUCUUAGGAGCUAGAAGAAAUUUGCUUAUGGUGAUUGUUUUUUGCUGGUCAUUUUCUCCUGUACAUUUCUGCUUGGACUACUGAGACCUCUAUGUGAGCAGUUUUAUGCUCUGUUUUUAGAGAAAAGCUUUUUUUGUUUUGAAAUGUCUGAAAGUUGCCAUUUGGACUGGCAUUAAUGUGAUUGUUUACCCACUAGGGUGUGGUAACCUCAGCAGCCAGCCUUAUCCAUGGAUUUGUCCAUUAUUUUGCUGAUGAGUACAAGGGUUGUGUUCAACUGGCAGUCUCAAGACUUAGUAGGGUAAGAGUUUUACAGCAUGCUAUACCUUCUGGUUGUUCAUACAGCUGUAGAGUUCUUGCAUUCCAUAAUUCUGCACAAUGACCAUCUGACCUUUUGGACUGUUUAAUGCCCUGACAUAAUAAACAUUGAUUUCCUUUUCAAUAGAUUGUAACAUCAUCUUACACGGACCUUCAAGACUACACCUACUACUUUGUUCCUGCUCCAUGGCUUUGCGUCAAGCUUAUUAAACUUCUCCAGAUGUACCCUCCUCCAGGUGAUCAGUUUAUCUUAUUCUUUGUGAUCCAAUUAGUUCAGAUUUGUUGCCAAAAUAUACUGCUGGUGGCAAUGUGCUACAUAUUAAGAUACAUGAUACUGAUAGCAUACUACUGAAUUUGUUGCAAGCUGAAACUUAGAAGUUAAACUUGAUGGAGGAAAAUUAGCCUGUACCGUAGGUGUUUUAAUUGGAACAUAGGUCAGCAUUUCUGGCUUGCAAUCAUUCACCAAGCUGCCAUAUUUGAUGAAGUGAUGAGGGGUUAGAGUGGAAGAUUGUUGGGGGGGGGGGGUUCUCUUCACAACCUUCACCCUACUUUUAAAAUCUAAGAUGGUAUAGAAACCUUUUGCUUAGAAUUACUGAGUGUUCCCCUGCUCAAAAUAGAUGUACAGGAAAACUGGGAAAUAGAUUGUUCGAGAAAAAUUCCAUUCUUGUUUAGGUGAAGUCAGCAAUUUUUCAUUUUGAUUUUGUUUGUGAAGGACUGCCUCCUAACUGAAUUUGUGUUUUUUACCCAUUUCCUGUUUGUUCUUGUUAGAUGACCCAGCUGUCUUUGGGAGACUAAAUGAGUGUUUGGAAACCAUUCUCAACAAGGCUCAGGUAUGGUUUUUAGAAUACAGGACAUUUCGCACAAAAGACUUUUCGCACAAGUCUUUUAGCACAAGUUUUGGACUGUUCGCACAAUUCUUAGUGGUCAUUUCACACAAUAAUUAUAAGUGAGAAACAUCAAUAUAAAAGGUAUACUAAUUGAUACUGAUAAGACAUUUCGCCUUCACAUUUCACUUUCAAUAAGAUCCAAUGGUGAGAACGUAGACAUUUAUGUAAUAACUUCAACUAGAUCGAAAUGCUUGUGAACAUGAUCACUAUUCUUACUUGAAGAAAGGAACAAAUCUUUCUCUCUAUGAAAAUGUAAAGAACUCUCUAUUCAAAUGAUUAUUUCUAUUACUUUUCCUUUGCUAAACGAAAAACCUUCUAGUUUUGAUAGUACAUCAUCCACUGCAAACAUAUGAACAUGAUGACCCAACACUAAAGACGCCAUGUUGAUUUCGAAAGUAAUUGUUACCAGUCCUCUCAGUCAGUCAAGUGAAAACCUGCAAACUGUUUCACUUUUUAUUAAAAAGGACAUAAGACUUAUUUACAAAAUUUCUGUGUUAAUAUAUAAAAUUCAAGCAAUGUCAAUUAUGGAAUUUUAAUUACAGUAUAUUAAUUGAUAUAUAUAUAUUCAUUUGCUAUCUAGUAACUAUUAAACCGAAGGAACUGCCAAAAUUGAACAUUUCUUCAGUAAUCUAUUCUAUUCAUUAAAUCAAGAACAAAAGAUUGAAAAAGGAAAUGAGGUGAAAAAAUAUCUUGCAUCUCGGCGACAAAUUGUUGACAUGAUCUUUUCAAACCCUUAUUACUUAAAUUUUAUCUCUUUUGCCUUCUUUAAAUUAACCCAGUGCCCCCUUUCUUUCCCCCCCCCCUAAAAAAAAAAGAUGGGGAAUUGAAUGGGGAAGGGGGAUCUUGUUGAUUAUUUUGAGUGUGGUAGAAACAGGAGUGUUAUUCUACACAUAAAGAGGACUCUUCAAACACAAUGUGUCAACUAAUUUUAAUGCUGAAUGUAGCUUUAGGUCCAGGGUUUGAGCUCAAUGUUUUUUUUCUCUCCCUCACUCUCUUUCAGGAACCACCCAAAUCAAAGAAAGUUCAGCAUUCAAAUGCAAGGAAUGCUGUCCUCUUUGAAGCAAUCAAUUUGAUUAUACACAUGGACAGGUAACCAGCAAAGUUCCUUUCUUGCAUGGAGAGCAAUACCAACUUUUGAGUUGAACUCUGAUGUUGCCAUUCCCUUAGUUAUUUAAGUUUUCAGUUGAGUAGGUUAAAGGAUGUAUUUAAGUGGGCCCUUCACUUGAGCCACUCAGUAGACAACAUUACCCCAAACACCUUAAUGCCACAGAAAUUAGUUUUAUUUUGGGGCAUGAAUGAAUUGUCAAGCUGGAAAACCCAAGGUUAGGAGUGUUGAAUCAAUGGUGUUGCCAAAACUUGUUUUCUAGCUGAGAGCACUCUCUGAUUUUCAGCAAAGUGACUAAGUUUCAUAUUGUUUUGUUGUGUUUAUAGUGAGCAAAGCUUGUUGAUAAGAGGCUGUAACCAACUGGGUCAAUUUUUGACACACAAGGAGACCAACUUGAGGUAUGAUGAGUUUGGUUCUUUUUGUGAGAACAUGCAUGUAUGGGCCAUCAAACAUCAUAAAAUACCAAAUCAGAUUAUAUCAUAGAUGGGAUUAUAGAUGGGCACCCCAUGCAUAGUAGGCAUCAGGAAGUUGCUUGAAGCCCUAAACAGCCCUUUCCAAUUUGGACCCAAAAGUUAUUUUGCUUAUGGACAGUGACAAAUUAUUCUUCAUUGCUUUAGAUUCCAAUAAACUUAGCCAUGUAUUUCAUGUAACAAUUAUAUAUGGAUGGCAUUUCUGAAUGCCUUUGCUAUUAUAGAGUGGCUCAAGAUCCAAAACAACAAACUCUUGCCAAUUUUGAUUUUAAUGAUAUUUAUAUGUUAUUUGAAUUGUGAAAUAUUAUUUUUAUUUUGGGGGAUUCCAGUGUACUCAGUGACAUAUAUCAAGUAAAGAAUGAAUGGAUUUGUGCAUGUUUUUGUUAUUGGACUUGUGGUUACCACCCAUCACCUCAGUACCUCAGGGUUGUUAAAAUAAACCAGCAACUGGCACAUUUCAUUGUCUGUUCAGAAAAAUGCCCCAGCUGUUCCAAAUGCUUAUGGCUCAAUUUUGAAUAUAAAAGAAUGACACUGUGCUGCUUCCUUUGUAUCACAAUCUGGUCACUAAAAAUCUUUUUGAAGAGUAGUAUUACACUAAAUACUCUUACUGGUCAAAACAUGUAAAAAUUAGCAAGACAUUUAAUCCAGUGGACAUUCUUGUUUUCUUUUCUUUUUAUCAUUGUUCUUUGAAAUUCAUUUUAUAGGUAUCUUGCUUUGGAAGGAUUGUGCUUGAUGUCAAAUUCUGAGUUUUCAGUUGAUGCAGUUAGGAAACAUCAGGAGACUGUUGUUGGAGCACUGAAGGUGAGGAAGACAGAUUUUAGAUCUUUUACAGAUUUAAGAUCAUUGCAAGGUUGAGAGCCCUGACUUAUUGUCGAUGUGUAUAACAAAGUGUAUUUUUGUUUACUCUAGACUGAACGAGAUGUCAGUGUACGUCAAAGAGCUGUUGACCUCCUCUAUGCCAUGUGUGACAAAAACAAUGCUGAAGAGAUUGUUUCUGAAAUGUUAACUUACCUGGAAACUGCUGAUUACUCCAUCAAAGAGGAAAUGGUAAAAAAAAUGUAUUAAACAUACUGUAAAAUAACUUAAUUUAGCAACAUAUUUUAAAGGAAGGUACUGUAUACAUACUCUAUAUGGAAAGCUUUUAGUCUCUGCUGCAUUUCUCUUCAGAAUGAAGAUUUCUUUCUUCAUUCAAGUAAUAGGUGGGUCAAAAGUUUGUGAUGUGAGAUCAUCUCAUUUCUGUCUUAGAAUUUCACCAAAUUAUUUUUUUUAGGAUCUCAAAGCACGAGAGGUUUUUCCAAGGCCUGAUUAAAAAGAGGUUCUAAUUUUGUUUUUCUUUUGCAAGGUGUUGAAAGUGGCAAUACUUGCAGAGAAGUUUGCAACAGAUUAUUCCUGGUACAUGGACACUAUUCUUACACUUAUAAGAAUUGCUGGGGAUUACGUCAGUGAAGAGGUAUGGAUAAGUGUCUUUAUUGUCCACUAACAUGGGUAGCUGGUAUAAGAAGUUUUUUGAGAGAUUCCCUGUUUCUGAGAGGUGAACACAUUCAACUUUAGAUUGAUUUGUAUGGGUAGUUUUAUCAUUAUGUCAGUAGUUAGAACUUCUGAGUGCUCUACAGUGCUUCAACAACAAGCAGUGCUUUGUUUAGAUUGGAAACAAAUUGAACAGAAAGCAAGUCGUUCUUUAAUCUAUAAUUUAACAACAUUUCUUGUAGGUUUGGUUUCGUGUGAUCCAAAUAGUGAUAAAUCGAGAUGACAUCCAGGGCUAUGCUGCAAAGACAGUGUUUGAAGCACUGCAGUCUCCAUCAUGCCAUGAGAACAUGGUCAAAGUUGGUGGCUACAUUCUUGGAGAGUUUGGAAAUCUUAUUGCAGGAGACCCAAGGUCAAGGUAUGAUUUUCAGCUGUUACAGAGCUGAAGCUGAUUGUCUAUCUUUCGCUUUCCAGGCUGCUUGGUGGCAAUGGAAAUGGCUAUGAUACUCAAUUAUUUCCAGUCUUAAACACUAAUUUUUAAAUUAAAUGCGUUUGAUGUAAUCAUCAUUUAUUAACAAUGCAAAUAACAAAUACCAUUCCAAUUUUAUAUUAAUUUGCCAUUUUUCUUCAUGACUUUUUAUAUUUUCAAAUUCUUAUCACUUGUCAUAAUUUUUUGUUUUUGGAGUUUGCCAGCCCUUCCCUCAAAUUGAAGUGUUCAUGGAACACAUAAAGUUAGCUUUAAUCAAAAUUUUGCCCAUUAUAUUAUGAUCACCACCUAGCUGCUGCCCUCUUUAGUGUCACUUGCUUUUUAUUGUCUUUCUUUUAGUCCCAUGGUUCAAUUCCAGCUGCUGCACAGUAAGUUUCCACUUUGUGCAUCCUCCACAAGAGGCCUGCUGAUGUCAACAUACGUCAAGUUUAUUAACCUCUUCCCUGAGAUCAAGGGAUACAUCCAAGAGGUACAAAGAGAGUUCUUAACUUAUUUUGUGUGAAAUAAAGCUCCUGUUGCAACACACCAUUCUAUUUUGACUCUAUGAAAUUACUUUUAGAAAUUCCUCGAAAAUUGCUGAAAUUAAAAAAUAAUUUGUCUAACCACUUCAUAUUUCUCAUUUAUUUUAGGUAUUAUUACUUCCAGCUAUUUUACAGAAUUUGUUAUUUUAUUGGAAAAAAUUUUGGUCAGAAUAACCCUUGGUAAUGUGUUAAAUUUUAUUCCCCCAGAUUUUGCGUAGUGAUAAUAACCUCAAAAAUUCUGAUGCUGAGAUCCAGCAGAGAGCUUUGGAGUACUUAAAGCUUAGUACUGUUGCAUCUCCAGAUGUUUUGGUAAGGUUAACAUUUUGAGCUUUUGUAAAGAUCAUAGAGGAGUGUUUCUACCUUAUUUGUUACAUUUUCAUUGAAAAUGUUGGUGGUAAUAGGACUUUUUCUGCUGGUCCUGUAUUGGCUAAGUUAAAAGUUGUGAAUUAAAGAGAUGAUUUAUCAUUAAGAACACAUCAGUGUGAAUACAGUGAAACUAGUUUGUUUGAGUUCCCUUGGUUACUGUUGGUUGAAAAAAUGUAUGGUAAAAGCUAUAAAGAGUAUGAUUAUAGAAUAAACACGAAAUUUCACGAGAUGCCGCUCCAAGAUCAUAUAUAUAUAUAGUUAAAUGUUACCCAUCCCAUUUCAGCCUUAAAUCUGGAAAACUCUUCUCACUUUGUCACAGAAUUGUCCCUUCAUUUUCUCCUCAUAGGCUACCGUUCUUGAAGAGAUGCCACCAUUCCCAGAACGUGAGUCUUCCAUCUUAGCAAAACUGAAGAAAAAGAAGCAGGAGAAAACAGGAAUCAUUGAGAAAGAAGAGAAGACUGAACCAGUGGAAAAACCAACUGCUAACGGCCAGGUUCCUGUUACUAUUAACGAGGUACACGUGCUGUUUGAAUAUUGUACAAGUCCAUGAUUAUUGCAGAAAGUAAUUCUGAAAAAAAAGAAAAAAAAGGAGAUUUGACACAAUAUAAUUUAAAUAGAAGAUAAGAGCAAUUUACAUUCCAUAAGAAAAUUUAAGUUGAUAUUUCAUCAUGGUUAGCGUGCUGUUCAGACAGUAAAUCAUGCUUUAUUUGAUUGGGCAAGCUGUUGACAGGUAUGAAUUUUAGGUAUACUGAGAUAUCAUCCCAUGAAGUAGAUGCCAAGAGACAGACUACAAUUGUAGUUGCCUUCUGAGUUGUUGUACGCUUUUUGUGUAUACAAAUUUUGUUUAGAAAGACACUGUGUUAUAAUUUAUUAUCACUUUGAUUUAUAAAAACUGCCUGACCUUUCUUGUCUCAACCCUUUACCCCUAGCAUCAAUAUCUAUAUGCUCCAUACUGUUAACUAUACAUUUACCAAGGUGCUGGUAAAGAGAAUUUGUUUAAUAAUCAAGAGCUGCUGUAGUUGAUGAUCAUUUCCUUUAUUCUCAUGACCUAAAUGGUUGAUUCAAGGCUGAUAUUGUAAGGAGAAAUUAGAUAUUAGACACUCUUAGGGGUUAAAGGGUUAAAUUAAUAGCAAGGAAUAAUAGGAAGAUUUUUUUAUUGCAGGCUCCUGCCCCCAAUCCAGCCCUACAACCAGGUAACAUUUUAUUAAGUUUUAUUAAAUUUCUAUGCCUUUCACUGCUGUCAAAACACUCGUGCUCAAGCACUCCGCUAACCUUCUUUAACGUUGUAACUCGCUUCUUAUUACCAGUAACCUGUCAUUCCACUGCUGAAACAUUUUUUUAGAGUUAAGUUUUGGCACUUACCAAAGUAUUUUGUUUCAGACCUCCUGGGUACAGAGACAAUAGUUUCAAAGCCUUUGACAAAUAACUUUGGACCUCCCGAGACAGGAGGAGGUAGCCUUCUUGUAGACGUGUUUGAGAUGCCUCCAGCCCCCAUGGCAGGGAGUGCUCCAUCCAUAACCCCAGGGGCAGAGGAAAACCUCAAGAAGUUAGUUUUUGUAUAAUCUUAAAUCCUCUCAACAACGGCCACGUUGGGGAGAGCGAAAAAUAGCUAUUGUAGAGGGUGACUGUUAUGGAAAGGUAUCGGUGUAACAAGAGACCCGGUAUUCAAGGCUAUAUUUCCUUUUGCUAUAAAAUGUUUAUUGUAGCUCAUAAAUGUGCAGUCCAAUGAAGAUAUGUCAGUAAAGCAGGAAAUGAAAAAUAGCUCUGAAAUGAAAAUUUUAUUGCUGAACUUCAGCAAUAACAAAUGUGAUACUGUUUAGAUCUUUGAUCAACCAUUCGUUAACAGGUCGUACAAGGGAGGUGGCCGUUAUUUGAAGUUGUACUUCACAUAUUUAAUUUUUUGAUAUGUGCUCUUUGCAUUAUCAAACAACUUUUGGGAUGAAUUAUGUAACGUUAUCAGAAGCAUGUUGUAGACAGUGAAGAGGUGAUCUUGGUAGUCCAAGAGUCUAUGAGAUGUGUGUAAAAAACACUAAUGACUUGUUGCAGUCCUCUGAAGAUGAUUAAACAAGACUUACUAAGAUUUCCCACAUUUUUUUGAACAGAUUUGUGUGUAAAAACACUGGGGUUCUUUUUGAAACUGACAUCCUACAAGUUGGUAUCAAAUCGGAAUUCAAAGACGAGAAAGGUAAGUAGUUUUUAUCUCAAUAUAGAAAACCUCUGGUGUUCAAAUGCUUGGUUUUCCAUCGGUCCAAAAUCGGUCACAGAACCACAGGUCAAUGUUAUUAGUACCAAUUUUGAUUUUCAUAUGCGUCGUUAUUUGUCUAUUCUAUGUUUUUCUCCUGUCUUUUUUUUCUUAAUGCUAACGUGUUGUUGUUGUUUUUUUUCAGGGGCUCUUGGUGUGUUCUAUGGUAACAAGACCUCAUCCCAGUUUGUUUCGUUUUCUUCCAUGGUCCACUUGCCGGGAGAUCUUAAUACUCAUAUCCUUUCAGUCAAAGGCGCUCAUGUUGUUGUUGAGUUUAAGCAAAACAUUCACAGCAACGGUAACAGGAAACGGCAAAAAAUGAGCUGAUUUUUCUCAUCUUGCCAAUAAUCCUUAGAUCAAGUCUGUAGAAAAUUAGAAACUACUUAUUUGUCCAAAUUUAAAGAAAAUGUUUUGGGUUAAGUCUACAAACGGCUGAAAGACGAGAGGGAAAAGUUUCUUUUCUCCCCGUGUGUCAUUUGCCCAUAAACAUUUAUUGUGGUGGAUUGCAAAGCAUUAGCUCUGUGUCUGGCAGGAGAUGUGGUACUUUUUCUAACGUUGUGAUAAUGAUACCACGCGAAACUCCGGCAGACUUGGUAGACUUGUAUACUUUAUGCUGGCUGGGUGUCCUGUGGUUAAGAUUUGUCUACAAAUCUUGAGAAUCCAUUUCUAGAGCGAAACUUGAGUUAAAAUCUUCUUUCCCCAUUCCACUUAACAUUUCAAUGACUCAGUUUAUUUCUGAAGAAUUAUCAGACGCACAGGGACCUUUCAUACGUUUAGUUUGCAUCCUUGACUUUGUUCACACAUCAAAGUUGACACCAAUUCUCCUCCAAACAUUGUGGAGGGCGGAGCACAAGUCAAACAGAUGAUAAAUGUAGAAUGUAUCUCAGAAUUCAAAGACCAUCCACUCAUAGAUAUUCAAUUCGGGUAUGUUUCUUUACUACGUUUACUUGUAAAGGUUUCUAGGUUAACCUAUUGAUUUACACUACUCAAUUUAAGUAUCGCGCAAGACAGUUUUGAAUCUGAUUGGUCGACAUUGGCAAAUGUUUCCAAGAGCAAUCACUAAGCGAAGUAAAAGAAAACUGUAACAUGACAGUGGUUUAGCGCGGUCUGUGUCGUUAUCGACAACUAUAUUCGCCAUCACAAUGGUUAAAAUGUUAUGUACUCACGAGGCGCAGUAUUGAGGCUUUUGUCACAGUAUCAACGUCAAAUAAAACGAUUCUUUUUAGUGCGUGACCAUUGCGUGACACGUUGACGUGAACAGUGUUGUCGGUACUCUUAGUGACAACGGCAAAUUGGCCAAUCAGAUUGCGCCAUUACAGCCACUUGUGGUAAAAAGUGCAAUCCCGGAUGGGUUCCGGCUCUUUAUUGAAAAUGGCUCAAAUGACAAACGCCUAAGAGAUAAGAAUGGGUCAAAGGCAAAAUAGGAAGGUUGAGACUGGGAAUUAACAACACAGAUUACAGGUCAUGUAUUUCACUGAUCUUUUCGGUUUUUUUUUUUCUGCCGUAUUUUGUACCCCUUUCUUAAUGAAGGGUAUGAUUACUAUUCUUUUCUGUGCAUGCUAAUCAGCCCUUUUGGCCUUGUUUUGGGCGAAAAUUCUAUAGUUUCCACACAUACUGUCGAGGCCAGAUAAGCAAUGAGGCCAACCAUUUAUGGAUGAAGUCUAUUUGUCAGCCGAAAUACAUUGGAGAGCCCCACUUAACUAAUAGGAAAACGUACAAAUACUUUUCGUACUAUUUUUGGAAUAAACAAUUUCCUUUUUGCCUUUCUCUUUUUAGUGUGAACGGCACGAGCCAAAGAAUUGUCCUUCCAGUCCCACUGUUUCCUUCCAAAUUCUUCGCGCCGACAGAUAUGAACUCGCAAGACUUCUUUUCCAGAUGGAAACAAUUGGGAAAGUAAGUAGAUUUGUUGUAGUUAUGGAUCUUCGCUUGAAUUAGGAAUGAAAACAAAAAAAUGGGAGGAAUGGAAAGUCUUAACGUAGCAGUUGUCUUUCAUUAGAGUUAAACGAUACAUUAACUCAGCGGGAGCUCCUUUCAGCGGACACCCCCAGGACUGGAGGAAGUUUCCCUAAAAAGUUCCCCAAACGUUUUUGGCUCUCGAGUGGAAAAAUCCCCUUAAUGGUGGUACCCCACUGUCUUAGAGUGCUUCAUUUGAAAGCGGAGUGAUGUUCUUUACAGGUAGAUCACAUGCCUUCUAAGUACAGGGUCAGCGCUUCUACUGAAUGAUCUACGAAGAAGCAUCUGAAUAACUGAUUCUUGGCCGGUAUCUACAAGGCACAGGCUCGAGUCCCGUGGAAGCCUUACUUUUUCCGGCUUAAUUGCAUGUAAAAUGGCCUCAUGUGUUAGUGAGAUUCACAGGUCCUGCUCCAGUUAUUCCUGUAGUAUUGUUUUCUGACCUAGUUUAAGUUCUUAUUCGUCAUUUCAUGUUUCAGCCCGGAUCAAGAGUGCCAGCAGAUUUUUAAGGCUAAGUUUCCAAUUGAUACAGAGACAAUUAAGACAAAGGUUAGUAAUCAGUAUGCCACCCUCAGUCAGCGUAGUUCCCUUGAAGCUGUUGCAAAACUUAAACGACCCACUGGGGCAAACACUAGCAUCACUGAGCAUCUGCAAAUUGUAUGAAAAAGGAAUCCUGUGUGAAUUUGAGUGACAGUAAACAGGGCGACAGGAAAACAGGCCACAAUAUAUAACUAGUGGAGACAGGAGACAAGUAGAAUGAUGGAGAAGGAACAUUCAAACUUGCAUUUAAUGAAAGUAGAGCGAAAGCAAGAACGCAACGGGGGUAACCUUGGGAUGGAUUAGUAUCCCUUUAAAGGGGGGGGGGUAGCAAUACUCCUAGUUUCUUCAUGCCCCUCGGAAACUGGGAUAAGGUCCGGCCGGGUGGACCAAUGGGCUCGAGUCCAGACUUUACCUUAAUUUAAAGGUUUAAACAGAUAUAUUCUAUACUCUGAUCGGUUGGAGCCUGCUGAAGGGAAUUUCAUUCAGGUUGCUUAAACUACAGUUACUACCACUUACAACAGUGCUUUUCAGGAUUAGCCUCACCCGGACGAUCAGACAACACCUUCAAAACGAGUUUCGUUGCUUACACAAUUUCUGUCAGCAUCAUCAUGUAAUUCCUAUAUCAGUAUUUUCUUUCUGUGAUAACUUUUUGUCUGGUGUCUUUCAGCUCGUUGGCUUUGGAGUUUCCCUACUUCAGAAUGUAGACCCUAAUCCGGAGAACUUUGUGUGUGCCGGUAUAAUUAAAGGAACAACCGUUCAAAUAGGAACACUGCUUCGACUAGAACCUAAUAGACAAGCUCAAGUAAGCAGAACUCUUGUGAAAUUUUCUUUUAAAAGUUUGAAAGUGUCAAAAGUAUAAUUAUCUGCUAAGGGGGUUAUAGCAUGGCUGAAAAUUAUCUUCAAGAGUUGCGAUGUGGAAAUUUAACCUUUUAACAGAGUGAUUGCUUUCCUUUUCAGAUGUUUAGACUGACAAUAAGAAGCUCAAGACCACAUGUGGCUACAACUCUAGUAGAGUUAUUGGUAGAUCAGUUUUAAACCUGUUUUCCAGGUAGAGAGAUUCGCACGGUGCAUCUGUCAUAAUGCAGUGCAUCUGGAGUAAACCAGUCUUUUUGUGAACCAUUGGGGAGAUCAUUUUGAUCAGCCCAUCUACUUCAUUAUCUUCUGAUGCCUUACAUGUGUUGUAAUAUACAUGUGUUAUAAGAUAGCUUUACCAUUGACUUAAGACUGUAAUUUAGUUUUUGACGUAACACUUUCUUAUAAACCCCGUGAAUCUCCUGUAGUGUUCCUUAGCCAAUCAGAGCGAGGGUGAGGGCGACUUCUUUUCCUGUGCUGUGGUUGGUUAAGUCUUCAGUUCUAGUUGUGGCAUGUUGCCAUUUCCUCAGUUGAGUAAUGAAGGAAAAAUUAUCAGCCGAACAAGCAAGGUAUGAUCAUUUAGCCUGCGCUUUCUUAAUAAUUGCGAGCUUGUAACACAAAACAGUCUGCCUGAUUUAGUUGUGUGACAUACCGCAAACGUUCUGAUAAGCCCCUCCCCUUCCUACCCCACUCCCCUCCCCCUUCCUACCCUACCCUACUCCCCUCCGAAAAAGUAUUAAGUAGUGGCAGUAUUGUCGUUAGUUGCGUGUUAGUAAGUUUGGUAGGCUAUGCAACAUUCAGUCGUUUUCGAAAGCUUGCAUUGGUUUUCGUUUUGAAAAUCGUAGGUUUUCAAUCAGAGAAAUAAGUUUUUCAGUUGGUAAGAAAAACAUGUACUCGCAUUUUGCCCCACAAUGAGGUUUUGUUAAUCCACCCACCCCACCUACCCCACCCCCCCCUUCACCUUCUUCAAUAAGCCUCCCGUCAGAGGGUCCCUGGAAAUUGAUAUGCUCCAAGGACUUA
Molecule: messenger RNA, 17120 nt
Organism: Pocillopora meandrina
Lineage: Eukaryota; Metazoa; Cnidaria; Anthozoa; Scleractinia; Pocilloporidae
Source: the annotation of a GenBank genome assembly